This is a messenger RNA of Cladophialophora psammophila CBS 110553, 1509 nucleotides long. RefSeq lists its product as uncharacterized. Lineage: Eukaryota; Fungi; Ascomycota; Eurotiomycetes; Chaetothyriales; Herpotrichiellaceae. Gene Ontology annotation, molecular function: oxidoreductase activity, acting on the aldehyde or oxo group of donors, NAD or NADP as acceptor. Bases 1 to 1509 code for a protein of 502 amino acids. The transcript has a single exon. The record is from RefSeq and is a predicted model, not a curated record.
AUGCCUCCCACAUACCCCGAGGUCCUGAAAGUCCGGUACUCCUCCGACGACUCAUCGCUCCAAUUCCCCAUCCACAACCCGGCGACAGGUGAAGUAAUCACACGUCUCCAAGCAGGGACACCCGCUCAAGUCGACGCCGCCGUCCGCGCCGCCCAGAGGGCAUACGACAGCGACUGGCGAUGGCGCUCCCCGGCGGAAAGAAGUGCCCUCCUCUUAAAGUGUGCGGACGCUCUGGAGCCUCACAGGGACGAGCUGGCCGAGUUGCUUUGCUUGGAGAACGGCAAGCCGAAGCAGGAUGCUCUAUCCUUCGACAUCAAUUUCCUAAUGAGCAUCUUUCGGUUCUUUGGCAGUAUCUGUGAUAAACUACCCGGCGAGUUCCACCAGCGAGGAAGUGUUAGUGCGACAGUCAUCUACGAGCCAUUCGGCGUGUGCGCUGGUAUCCUGCCAUUCAACUGGCCACCAAUUCAUUUUGGUGGUAAGACGGCCCCAGCCCUUGCGGCGGGUAACGUCAUGAUCGUUAAGCCUGGAGAGCAGGCCCCUUUGACAGUGAUCAGGAUGUGCGAAAUUAUCUCGCAAGUGCUGCCACCUGACGUGGUUCAGGUUGUGCCUGGCCUGGGGCCUGAAGUGCCCUCCGCAUUGAUCAAGCACGAUCUUGUAAAGAUGGUGUCCUUUACAGGCUCGACCGUUGCUGGCUCAAAGGCGGCCGAGGCAGCCGCGAAGACCGUGACGCCUGUGGUUCUUGAAUUGGGGGGCAAGAAUGCGUUCGUCGUGUUUGACGACGUUGAGAACCUUGAUCGCGCAGUCGGGUACGCACUGGAGGGAGCAUUCUUCAACAAAGGCGAGGCGUGCACCGCGUCGUCAAGGAUCCUCGUCCAGAAAGGCGUGUACGAGAAAUUCUGCGACAAACUUGCUGCCGGGGUGAAGAAGCUCAAGUCGGGAAAUGGCAUGAAUCCGACCACCCACCUAGGCCCACAAGUCAGCAAGGCACAGCAGGAGAGGGUAUUGGGCUACUUGCAGAAAGCGAAGGAUCUAGAGAAAGAAGGAAAAGUCAAGAUUGCGGCCCAGGGCCAGCUGCCAGAUGACCCGGCGUGCAAGAAUGGCUUCUUCGUGCAGCCCACUCUCAUCGCCGACGUGACCAGAGACAUGGUCAUCGCACAGGAGGAAAUGUUCGGCGUGCUCGUGACGGUCACACCAUUCGAGACGGAAGAGGAAGCCAUUGAGAUCGUCAACGAGUCCAGGUACGGCCUGACCAGUGUCAUCUUCAGCCAGAACAACGAGAGAUGUUGGCGCUUCUCGAAAAAGGUGGAUGUCGGGCUGGUGUACGUCAACAACUACUUCCGGAACAUUCUUGGGAUACCAUUCGGAGGUGCUAAAGAGACAGGAUAUGGGCGCGAACACUGCAUUGACACGCUGAAGGAGUGGUGUCGCGCCAAAGUCAUUACCCAACCGAGCGGCUUUGGUGAAAUCCCAAAUUGGAGGGCAGUUAGGGAAGUAUUGCACGGGGUGUGA